AUGGCAGAUCCCUCUACUAGUCCCGCCAUAGCUCAAGCGCUCACUCGCAUCUUUGCUGAGGAUUUUCCUGUCGAGAGAUUGGCUUGGCGUCGGCCUCAUCGUCCUUUGACGACGAAGAAAGCAGCUUCUUCUGAUCGACUGUCGAAAAAGCAGAAAACCGGGCCAAAGGAUCCAACUCUACUCUUGCAAAACAAGGAACUGAUUCGCAAUGUAACCGAGUUUCUCGAUCCCUUUGAAAUUCAGGCAUGGGCUUGCUGUUGUAAAGCUACACGCAGCGUAUGCAAUCCCGCCUUUCAGCUGGAUCGUCUCUUUGCUCUGUUUAGCAUUCUAAAAGAGGACGCCGAUCGACUCGACAGUCACAUUCAAGAAACAACAGAAAAUAAUGAACCGAACAACCCCAACAGCGUUAAUUGGAUGGAUGUGCUGGACGUCUUUAUGGAGGCGCUCAUGACUCUUCAGGAAACCUACGGGCCCUUUCAUCCCCACCCACUUCACGCCAGCCUUGUUGGAGAGAUUAUUAUGGAUCAAAUCACAAUGCCACCCAAUGGACACUUUCAACCAAAUGAGCAGUUUCUAUCCGUUAUCAGAGGCCGUAUUCCCUUGUGUCAUGUGUGGAGUGGUCGACUCGGUGGACUUGCGUUUAGCCAACAUCUUGUUCUGGGCGAUCAUGACGACUACUUUAUCUUUACCGAGGAGUACUGGACCGGGGAGAAUGCAUUUCCGUUCCUGAGAGAGCAUAGUCCCGAGGACAUUGAAGCAGAGGUGCCUCCGGGGCCCGCCAGGAUCCUUCUUCAAGAGAAACGCAUCCCGUUCAUCAACCUUUUUACCCGAGAACAGGAAGAACACACGGAGCAAAUGGGAUGGUUCUUCCCCUCACGUGACGACGACAAAACCGACCAACAGGACUCCAGUGUCAAUCAUUUGAAUUUGAACGAGGGAGUAAAGGCAGAGAUAUUCUGUAUGAACUACCAAGACCUGCCGGAACAAGAAGGCGAUCUGAAAGAGUUUCACGAGUGGUACCAAACGUGUAUCGAAAAAUAUGCCGAUUGCACUUCCAUGGCUCAAGCUUGGUGCCAACGAGCCCCUGUGUCACCCCAACGUAGACCUUGGGACCAAUGGACACAACUAGUGCGAGCGGCCUGGCUCAAUGCACACAACAUUGCUCCCUUUGAGGACACGCCGCGUGGUCGACAGCUCUGGGAGCAAGUGAUGGAAUUGGCUCUCAAGGCAGAUGGAUUGAGCAAACCAACAACCGGCAGCGAGACGCGUGAAAUCAUCCGCCCUUUGGAUAUCAAUACCUUUCAAGUAGCGGGCGUAGAUGAAGCUCGUGCCAAGGAAUGUUUGGCCGUGUACCUGUGGAAGGACCACAAGUUGGCCAAGGCAUCGGACUAUGUGUGA
Seminavis robusta is the source of this 1398-nucleotide messenger RNA. NCBI's taxonomy places the organism in Eukaryota, Bacillariophyta, Bacillariophyceae, Naviculales, Naviculaceae. The record is from the annotation of a GenBank genome assembly.